CACAACCACAUUAAAAUCACAACAAUAUAUAUAUAACAUGCAACAGUCAUAAAAAGGGUUAACCAUACAUCACACUGUCUUAAAAGAUGGCUUUAUGACAAAUACUGUACAUAUAAUAAUGUAAAUAAUUUAUUAUUUUAGUUUUACCUUCAUCUGAGUGUGUCUUUAUCUAAAUCUGUAUUUUGACAUGUUUAAUAUGUCGAAAUACUGGACAGUGAGCGGUGUUUCGCCUUUAGCCUACUUCUACUACGUAGAAGAAGAAGGAGAGCGCCGCGAUUGGUCAUCGCGUGCAGGUGUACAGCUGAGCGAUUGGCGCGGUACCCUGAAGCGCGUUCCCAAACCAGCGUCUUCUCUGGUUAGUGCCCUGUAACGACGGAUGACUGCCUUUCUCUCAGUUUAGCUUUUUUAAACGUUGUCAUUGUUAUCAUUAUAUCCUGUUCUCAAGGACAUUAUUCACUUAAGUUCUUGGUGCUAUUAGCCCUGUUGUGUCACUCGUAGUUAUUUACACUGAUAUCCAUCGACAUUUGAUCGAUUUUCAAGUCAACCUAACGUUAGCUAAUUGCUAAACGCCGCUCCGUUCACUGAAGGCGAAAGGAAGAACCGCGAAGAACACCAUACUACAGAUGAUCUAAACUGAAGCAUGAUGAAGCACACGCGCAAUCGGUGCCAUGUUACUCCCUCAGUUACUGUUGGAGUCAAACCCAGCAGUUCGCAGUCCCUCCAAAUCAGAAGAGGUCUUCGGCUCAAAAGAGCCAACUGCCAAGACGGCCAGGGCCCGCCGGGGAUGAGCCAGCCAAGCCAGCGUCGGGAUUCCAAAAUGACCCUGCCUCCAACUAUUGUCAUCCAGCGGCAGGAAAUGGCUUCUUUCUUCAAACUUUUUGAUGACGAUGUGAUCCAUGACUUUCUUUGUAUGGACUGUUGCUGUAAAAUGACUGACAAGUACCUGCUUGCCAUGACCUUUGUGUACUUCAAACGGGCACGCUUCACUAUUGCUGAAUACACCAGGAAGAAUUUUUUCAUUGCACUCUAUCUUGCCAACACCAUGGAGGAGGAUGAAGAGGAGAGUAAGUAUGAGAUUUUUCCAUGGGUGCUGGGCAAGAACUGGAGGAAGCAGUUUCCUCGCUUCCUCAAGCAGCGAGACAAGCUGUGGGCUCGGGUCGAGUACAGAGCUGCUGUCAGCAGGCGCUGCUGCGAAGAGGUGAUGGCCAUUGUGUCCUCUCACUUUGUGUGGCAGCGAGAGCGGUCAGAGCACCACAGCGGUGCCCGGCGGCAGUACGGGGACAGAGAACUCAGUCAUAUCCCCCGCGGGCCCUCUGCCUCCCCGGUCCCCUGUGCCUUAUGUAACCGUGGCAACGGGUUAGAUCCGGGCCCAGGCGCUUCUUCUCCCUCCAGACGCUCUUCUGCACCGACCCCAAACCCUGCCUUCUCACACCCAUUCACCUCUGCACUGAGUUUGGAGAUCACCCCACCCAGGACUGCAGCCUCUCGCAGGAAGGCGGUGGAGACUAAAAUCCAGGCUCAGCAUUCCUUCUGCUGCUGUGCGGAGGAGGUUCCCAAGCUCGAUUCUUCCUGUGGCUCCACAUACGACGCCUCCAUGGACUGGAUCAGUGAGGAAUAAAAACACUAUGCUGUAUCUCUAAUACCUCUUUCACAAUGAAGCAAAGGUCUGAAUCGCAAGUGUAGCUCACUCGUUUGUGUCUCUUAAUGCAAACAUGGCUCAAUAGUUUUCAUUUAGGAAUGAGCUCAUUCCAUACAUUAUACUCUGACGACGUAUUGGAAAUAUGUUCUUUGUAUUUAUAUACUGAAGUACUGCUGGGAUUUUUUGGACGACCACUUGUUUAUUCACAGAUGUUAGAAUGACUCUGUAAAAGAAGAUAAAUGUGACAUUUUGGCUGAAUCAAAGCUUAGCCACUGAUAACAUGCUGUGUUAACGUACUGGGAUUCUACUGGCUGUGUUUUUAGUGUCGAUGUGCCCGUUUAAUGAUCCAACACUGCCUCUUGAAGUUCUGAAUAAAGGCUUGAACUUAAAUUGGUCUUUGUC
Messenger RNA from Cottoperca gobio, 2041 nucleotides. RefSeq names its product speedy/RINGO cell cycle regulator family member A (gene spdya). The transcript has 7 exons. Bases 641 to 1618 code for a protein of 325 amino acids. The record is from RefSeq and is a predicted model, not a curated record. Gene Ontology annotation, biological process: positive regulation of cyclin-dependent protein serine/threonine kinase activity. Gene Ontology annotation, molecular function: protein kinase binding. NCBI's taxonomy places the organism in Eukaryota, Metazoa, Chordata, Actinopteri, Perciformes, Bovichtidae.